Molecule: messenger RNA, 2004 nt
Organism: Peronospora matthiolae
Lineage: Eukaryota; Oomycota; Peronosporomycetes; Peronosporales; Peronosporaceae
Source: the annotation of a GenBank genome assembly
AUGCGGCGUCACAGGAAACGACUGAGCGUCGAGGUCGUGAGUGCUCGGAACCUCGAGAGCUCGCAGUCUAUUGACUCGUACUGUGUCGUCGGCCUUUGUGAUGUCAAGUCGAUGAAACGCCGCAGCAAUUACUGUCUUGCUGCUUCAUCGGGUGUGCGAUCGUCGACCGUGACUGGCUCCAGCCAUCCCACGUGGGCCCAUGUGACGGAAUUUGUGCUGCCUGCUCAUCCUGCAAGUGUGAGGCUGAGGGUGGAGCUUUGCAGCAAGAGGAGUUUCUUCUUUGACAUGUUCCCGCCGUCGGCUGAUGGUCGAAAAUUUACAGACGAGAAGGAGGCGCCGGUCGGAAAUGCGUGUGAUCGGUUGGCGUAUGUCGACCCGGACUGGAGGAAGUCUCCCGUUACCAGUGAGCCGCAGGACUGUGUGAAGGGAUCGAAAGGGAUCCAGGACAGUGACAGUGACGAUGUCGCUACGCUGUCUGAGGAGGAGGACGAUGAGGUGGACGAGGACGAGGUUUUUGAGGAAGAUGAUGCAUGGCCGACGGCUGAGGAAGACGCGGCCGUUGCUGCAUUGAAUUUUAACGAUGAGGUGCUGGGCACGAUCGAGAUUAACUCGAGUUUGCUCUGCAAGCCGUCGAGAGUGGUGACGGACUCGUGGUAUAGUUUAUCUGGCACGAGGACAGGCGAAGUGCGGAUCCGCACGAUUUGGUAUGUUGGAGCAAAACGGGCGCUCACGGCCCAGGACCGCGCCGUGUUGUAUGAGGAACAUGUACAACGCUGUGCAGCGAAACCUAUGAAAGACUUUUACGGGUUUACUAUACCGGACGCUGCGAGGGACGAUUGGGUGCACUUGCGCUCGUACCGGGAUUGCCGAGAAGAGCGACGCGUUGAAGAUUGGACGAGGUUAUACGGCACACAAUCUAUUGAAUGCCUUCAGCGUUGUUCAUACAGGGAGAAAGACACUGAGGAAAAAGCUUUACUGCUGCAGCUAGCUCGGAACGGUAUACCACGACAUUUGCGAGAACGUGCGUACAUGCAUCUCUCGGGAGCGAGUAGGAAGCAAGAAACUGCGGGUCCAACUUACUACGUGGAUCUUGUAAAACAAGCAGCGACACUCGAAACGGAGACGUUUAGUCAAAUCGAGCUUGAUAUCGGUCGCACGUUUGGACACUCUGGAACGAUCAUAAGCUGUGAAUCGGGACGUGGACAGCUACGUCGCAUUCUGAGAGCCUAUUCUCUUCGCAAUCCGUCCGUUGGUUAUUGCCAAGGAUUGAACUAUAUCGUGGCGUUUUUGCUGCUUAUCGCGGAUGAGGAAAUUGUCUUUUGGCUUUUGAGCGUGCUCUGUGAGGAUCUCUACCCAGGAUACUACUGUCCCACAAUGGACGGCAUCCGGAGGGAUAUGUUGGUGCUGAAGCAGUUAAUUGCUGAAGAGCUUCCACAGCUCGACGAAUUUUCAUCAGAAGUGGGGCUUCCGUUGGAACUCCUAGGCUCUCAGUGGCUGCUGUGCUUGUUCACGACAACUUUUCCCAGUGAGACGGUGUUCCGGAUAUUCGACUGCAUCUUCAUGGAGGGCUCGUCUUUUGUUUUUCCUGUGAUCAUGGCGCAUUUGCGCCGAAUGGAGCCAACUUUGCUGGCUCUUGACGAGUUCCGCGGCGUGUUGUCUUCAAUUAAGGACGCGGAGAGCGCGUGUGUUGACGGUGACAUGUUCGUGGCUGCCGUUUACAAGGAAGCUGAGCAUGUAACUGCCUCUCGGAUCCAGAGUUUGCGUGAGGAGCAACAUGGGUUGGUGCGGAGCGAAAUGGAGCGAGUCGAACGAGUUCGCACUUUCAAUAGGCAGCUGGCUGUCGUGUACCAGAUCCCUGCGUUCUCGCAUUAUGCCGCGUGCCUCCUUCGUUUCUUUCACGAGGAGGCGGAAGGCUCUUCGCGCUCGGACGUGGCUUUCGUAUUGACCAUGCUCUGCCAUGGUCUUGUGUGGCUUGCGGAACAAUCGAAGCGCUGGAAUGCCUAG